AUGCCUGGCGUUUGCAAUAUUUGCCACGAAUACCAUGCAGACCUGGUGUAUCAUCGAAGGUUUCAUCAGAACAAAUGCAAGAUCAAGAUUCCUGGCGCUUCAGCCUCCCAGGACAUCUACAGAAAUGAACAAAGCAAAUGCUUCCACUGUCCCGCCUGCAAUGCGUCCUACCGGGUAGCUCCAGUUAUUCAGGCGCACGUGCGUAAGACUUGCAAGGCAUUCUUCAGGCUCGAAGCUUCAGACAAUGAGGAUGAUUCAGACUCAUCGUACAACCCCUACCGCAGAAAACGAGCAAAGAAUGAACGCAGGGGGCACCAUCCCAAACAUAAAAGGCGGGGGGUUGCUCUGGCUCAACAUGUUCCUGUAGUCACUACGCCUGAUCACGAAAUGGCUGAUGAGGAACGUAAUGGAGCCAAAGCGAGAACAGACGAGAUGCACGAAAAUUCAAGGAUGGGUCCUGCUGCUCACUUUGAUGCUCCCAACGAAGAAUCUCUCAGGGACGCAGAGCAGGCAAGCGCACCACACCAAGCAUUUUUACCAUCACCAGAAUUGACGGAAAGGGGACGCAGCCCUAAAGUGUCGCCCGUCCCAUCUCUGCAGUGGCCCGAGAGUCGUGACGAUAAUCUCAAUGAUCUGCCACCCAGUUUGGCAUAUCGGCCAUCCUCCAGAGUUGUCGAUGUUUCAGACCGUGAGCAACCAAACUCCUCGUUGCCGCUCGGCGCGCCUCCCAAAUCUCCUGCCAUGGCGAAACAAAGGCUCGAGCUACCGCGAAAUCUUGCUGCAUCACCACGCAUAUCUGGUAUAGUGGAGCACAACCGACGGGAAGGAACGACAUCUCGUCCUGACCGCUGCGAAAAUCUACCCCAGCGGGACGAGGUUUCCGCCAUCAGCUCGUUCUUAGCCAAGCUCACUCGUAAUUUGGCGAACGAGCUCUCUCUUGCGUUCGAAGCCUUCGGGUGCAAGACAGCAGAAGAUCUCGACGCAUUGUGCUUGAUGGACCCGGUCGAUGAUUGGGCCGUCCUGCGCGACUAUCUCGCGCAGGACCAUAAGGUGGAGCUUCUCCGCUGGCUGAUAAUCAAGACUGGCCUUGAGGCCCGCAGAGCAUCUCUGCCCUCCCAGUUUCCCCCCGUUCCAUCUGACACGGGCAUCACAGGAGCAAACGAUGCUGUCAGCAUGUGGUUGGGCGGUCUGAAGCGACCUCUUUGUCAGCAUAUCUCUCUCUUCCAUAAGUGCGGCCUGCGGGAUCUCGCGGAUCUCGACGUGCUGUGUAUGCUCGAGGAACACUGGGAUGCGGUAAAGGAUGAGAUGUCGAGGAAUAGUCUCAGUAUGUUGGAAUGGCUAGUUGUGAAAGAUGGUUUGAAGACGCGUCUGUCGAGCAUGCAAUCUCGGGCACAGUAG
Molecule: messenger RNA, 1398 nt
Organism: Sparassis crispa
Lineage: Eukaryota; Fungi; Basidiomycota; Agaricomycetes; Polyporales; Sparassidaceae
Exons: 5
Coding region: 1-1398 (465 amino acids)
Source: RefSeq, a predicted model, not a curated record